AUGUGGACGUUGCCUAUCAAUUCACCACAUUUAAUCGAAACUCGUGAGCGUAUCAGAAUAAAUGGUAAAAAUUUAUCAAAAGAGAAAUUUGUCAAUUAUUUUUGGCAUUGUUAUAAUACAAUUGAUACAGCAGUUAGAAAUGCUACUACGGCAGAAAUUAAUAUGCCAUUUUACUUUUCAUUUUUGACGACAAUGAUGUUCUAUGUUUUCAUUCAAGAACAGGUUGAUGUUGCUGUUGUUGAAGUAGGGAUUGGUGGUGAAUUUGAUUGUACAAACGUUAUUCAAAAACCAGUUGUGUGUGGAAUUACGUCAUUAGGAUUUGAUCAUGAAAAACUAUUAGGAAAUACAAUUGAGGAAAUUGCUUGGAAUAAAGCAGGCAUAUUUAAAGCUUAUUUAUCAAUAGCUCCACUGUUAGAGGAUUAUCCACAAUAUCCGUUUCCAAUCUCGUUAGAUGGAGAAGUACAGAAAAAUAAUGCAUCGUUAGCAAUUCAACUCGUUUACUUUUGGUUAGCUGAAAAAGGUCUUUUGAACAAAAAUCAUCCGCUUGUUCAAUGGUGUGAAGAUAAAAAUACGUAUACCGAAAAUAUCGCAAAUUGUGUAGGACCUGUAUUUCAAUUAGAAGAUUUUGUAUUUAAAGGUUUAGCCGGUUGUCAAUGGCCUGGAAGAAAUCAAAUCUUUGAUCGAAAUAAUGUGACCUAUUACAUCGACGGAGCACACACACAAGAAUCAAUUGAACAGUGUAAAAAUUGGUUUUUGAGCAAAACACGCGAUCAUAGCAGUGACAGGACUAUUUUAGUUUUUUAUUGUUCAAAUGAUCGUAAUCCUGCAACAUUAUUACUACCAUUACUGGAUUGUGAGUUCGAUGAAAUUUUAUUUUGUUCACCAACCGUCAUAGUAGAUACCAAUGUGAAGGAUGAUAAUGAUCAAUGGCGUUUAAGCACUAGUAUGCAGUUAGAAAGACAACGUUUAUCAACGCACGUGGAAAUUUAUAAUCAACUGUACUUGAAAUCAAAUAACAGAAAAAGAGCAUACGUUCAAUGUUUUGAUUCCGUAACUGAUGUUAUCGGUUGGAUUAUAUCGAACAAAAUGAAAAAGGAUUUGGAUAAUGGAAAUAUUAUGCCACAAAUAAAAUCGGACCAAAACGUUCGCAUACUCGUCACCGGAAGUUUAUAUUUAGUUGGGGCUCUAUUGAAGUUAAUUGAUCCUGAUUUGACUGGCAAAUAA
Didymodactylos carnosus is the source of this 1224-nucleotide messenger RNA. The record is from the annotation of a GenBank genome assembly. NCBI's taxonomy places the organism in Eukaryota, Metazoa, Rotifera, Eurotatoria, Philodinida, Philodinidae.